This is a messenger RNA of Lactuca saligna, 321 nucleotides long. The record is from the annotation of a GenBank genome assembly. NCBI's taxonomy places the organism in Eukaryota, Viridiplantae, Streptophyta, Magnoliopsida, Asterales, Asteraceae.
AUGAUUAGGUUAAAAGUGUUUUUCAACAUUUCUUCGAAAGGUAAGGAGGGUGUAAUGGCUUCAUCAGAUGAAGGGUACGCUGACCCCUUUGUUGGCAUACAUGAGCCAUUUGCUGGCUUGACUGAAAUGGAUUUUGAACUCCACAACAUUUACAUGGACCACGAACAAGAGGAAGAAUUUGUGUCCUCACUUGAUAAAUGUAAGGAUAUCUUCCUAAAUGUUCUAAUAAGUGAUGAAAACCUACGAAAUUCUAGUAUGGCAGAUGAAAUCAGAGCACAAGUAUACCAUGCUACUGAUUGGCAGAGUGAUGAAGAUGAAUAG